This is a messenger RNA of Fraxinus pennsylvanica, 1101 nucleotides long. NCBI's taxonomy places the organism in Eukaryota, Viridiplantae, Streptophyta, Magnoliopsida, Lamiales, Oleaceae. The record is from the annotation of a GenBank genome assembly.
AUGGGUUGUGUUUACGGGAAGUGCUGUAGCAGAUUUCGACGAACCUCAGGUGGUGAUAACAAGGAAGAAUUGGGUGUAUAUCCUGGUCAGAAUAAGCAUAUACUUGCUAACAGUUUGGUAGAGAUUGUGAAUGUUCCUUCACACAAUUUCAGGUUAGAGUAUUCUGUUCUUACACAGCGGGGUCAUUACCCUGAAACGCCCGGAAAGGAAAAUCAAGAUAGUUAUUGUAUCAAAAAGAAUAUUCAGGGCAACCCUGAUGUUCAUUUCUUUGGUGUGUUUGAUGGGCAUGGACAGUUUGGAACCGAGUGCUCGAAUUUUGUUAAGGAUAGACUCGUUGAGAUUUUAUCAAAUGAUGCUGCAUUAUUAGUUGAUCCUGAUAAGGCUUAUAGUACUGCAUUUUCGGCAACAAAUGAUGAACUUCAUAAUAGUGAUAUAGAUGAUUCCAUGAGCGGUACUACGGCUAUAACAGCUCUUAUGAUUGGGGAUAAGCUUUAUGUUGCAAAUGUUGGUGACUCGAGAGCAGUGUUAGCUGUCAAGGAAGCGAAUAAAAUCGUUGCUCAAGAUUUAUCUCGUGACCAGACGCCAUUCCGGGUAGAUGAAUGUGAGAGAGUGAAGCUUUGUGGGGCUAGGGUUUUGAGUGUUGAUCAAGUGGAAGGGCUUAAGGAUCCCAGGAUACAAUCUUGGGGAGACGAGGAAACCGAGGGUGGUGAUCCACCAAGGUUGUGGGUUCAAGAUGGGAUGUAUCCAGGAACUGCAUUUACACGUAGUGUAGGGGAUAGACUGGCGGAGAAGAUUGGUGUGGUUGCUGAUCCCGAAGUGUCCGUGGUAGAGCUUACAGCUAAGCAUCCAUUCUUUGUUGUUGCAAGUGAUGGGGUGUUUGAGUUCCUACCUAGCCAAACUGUAGUGGACAUGCUGCAUCUGUCAAUGCCAAAGAUGGAUGUGGUGAAGGAAAUGCUAGGUCAAGGAACUCCAGAUAUGUUACAGAUAUCCAUAAUCUCUUUACUUACCUCUGACGCUGCAAUUCAUCGUACCCUCGAUUUCUCCGAAUCUAUAAGCUCAAAUCUGAUGAAAAAUGGCGUCAAUGGCAAAGAAGGAUUGUAG